AUGUCUUCCAGUCAAGAUGGCGUUCCGUUGAAAAUAACCGUCAUCGGUGCUGGGAUGGCGGGUCUCUCAUCCGCAAUAGCAAUAUCCGACAUAAACCCGAGCCACCAGAUCACCGUAUUGGAGUCCAAUACUUCUCUCAGCGAGUUUGGUGCAGGACUUCAACUAUUCCCAAACAGCACCAGGAUCCUACACAAAUGGGGUCUCGGUCCAGCUCUGGAAAAGGUCGCCUGUCAAUCUGCCCGCCUAUCCGUCCGCAGGUGGGCGGAUAAUACCGAGCUGUCCUUCAACAUGAACAACCCUACGAGCACAUGGCUCUACGGCUGGCCUCAAUCUCAGCUAUAUCGGCCAGACCUGCAGCAAGCGCUGUUCGAGCGCUUAGAGCAGCUGCCCAACGUGUCCGUAAAAUUUGGCAAGCCCGUCAGGUCUGUCGACCACGAAACCGGCACCAUCCAUACGGCACAUGGGGAGAUCUUCGAAGCAGAUCUCACAGUCGCAGCAGAUGGGAUUUGGUCCCGGACUCGGCGAUGCUUGCCGGCAUCCAAAGAUGUGACCCCCACCCCAAACCGGGAACAUCACUACCGCGCUGUGAUCCCACGGGAACGAAUGCUUUCCAAUCCCAUCACGGCACCUUUGAUGGAUUCUGGAGAGUCAAAGUCAUGGGUAGGACCUAACGCAUUCGUGUUGGCGUAUCCCGUUGCCUCGGGCAAGCUUUAUAACCUCGUUAUCGGUGUUCCACGGCCGAGCGAAGGAGUACCCGUGGGAUCAUGGAAUCACCCGGCCGACCUCGAGACCAUGCGCGGACUCGUAUCCGAAUGGUGCGAGGAAGUGCGAGUCUUGGCUUCUCUCGUUCAAGACGGCGAGUGUGUCUCCUGGACAUUGGGCGAGGUAGGUCCGAUUUCCAGCUAUGUCAGUGCAUCUGGAAGAGUCGCGCUGGUCGGGGACGCGGCGCAUGCUCUUCUUCCUCAUGCUGCACAGGGGGCGGGCAUGGCAAUUGAAGAUGCGGCGAGUCUAGGGGAGUUUCUGGGAUGUUUGCGGUCGGUGGAAGACCUGCCGAGGGUGACGAGUGCGUGGAGUCUGUUUAGACAGGCUCGCGUGGAGCAUUUGCGCAGUAUUAGCUGUGGGAAUGCCGUGGAUAUGACAUUACCGGAUGGCGAGCUUCAGAUCGCGCGAGAUGCCAAAUGGAAGGCUAUUCGCGACACGCAGCGGGCGCAGUUGGCCGAGCUUGGGCUUGAACAGAUCAAAGAGAAGAUCAUUCGAGAGAGGCCGGCGCCCGAUCCAACCUGUAAAAGCACAUUCGAGCCCGGGGGCAGAAUGUGGGUGAAUGGGUUUGAUGUGAGUGAAGAGAGUCGGAAGUUCUGUCGCGAGCAUUUGGAAGUUGUAUAG
This is a messenger RNA of Penicillium olsonii, 1383 nucleotides long. The record is from the annotation of a GenBank genome assembly. NCBI's taxonomy places the organism in Eukaryota, Fungi, Ascomycota, Eurotiomycetes, Eurotiales, Aspergillaceae.